Molecule: messenger RNA, 3094 nt
Organism: Sinocyclocheilus rhinocerous
Lineage: Eukaryota; Metazoa; Chordata; Actinopteri; Cypriniformes; Cyprinidae
Product: chloride channel protein 1-like
Exons: 23
Coding region: 70-3036 (988 amino acids)
Biological process (GO): chloride transport; transmembrane transport
Cellular component (GO): plasma membrane
Molecular function (GO): voltage-gated chloride channel activity
Source: RefSeq, a predicted model, not a curated record
CGUGCCACCCCAGGGUGGGAAUGCUAAGACAGACAGGCGGUUUAUUUUUGGGUCAGUGACAGUGUUUCAAUGGCCGCAGAUGCAUCGCAAAGGAAGGCUCUGAGAUACCAGCAGACCGUGCUAUAUGGAGAGUACAGGGAGCACCCUGGUGGGUCCCAGCGGAGAGAGGCCUCUCGCCUUCUGAUGGAGAGACAGAGGAAAAAACAUGGACAUCACCACCAUCACAGUCACCAUGGGCGCAGUCACAGCCGAAGUCGCCACCAUCUGGAGCUGGACAUAGGCAGCAUUCAUGACAGACAGGAGGAGGAGCAGGGCCACACAUCCUCGUUCAAGAAACGCCGAUCCUACUCCAAGUGCAGAGACUGUGUGGCUCGAGUACAGAAGUUCCUCAUCUCUAAAUUGGGAGAAGACUGGAUCUUUUUGGUGUUGUUGGGUAUUACCAUGGCAUUAGUUAGCUGGACCAUGGAUUAUGCUAGUGCCAAGAGUCUGCAAGCAUAUAAGUGGUUUUAUGGGGAGUUGAGGGGAAAUAUCCCACUGCAGUACCUGAUCUGGGUCUUCUAUCCCAUGGUGCUCAUCCUGUUUGCCUCCCUGUUCUGCCACCUGGUUGCUCCUCAGGCCAUUGGCUCUGGUAUUCCAGAGCUGAAAACCAUACUCAGAGGUGUUGUGCUGAAGGAGUAUUUGACACUCAAGGCAUUUAUUGCAAAGGUGGUGGGACUCACUGCUGGUCUGGGCAGCGGUAUGCCGGUUGGCAAAGAGGGUCCCUUUGUUCACAUAGCCAGUAUCUGUGCAGCUGUGCUCAGCAAGUUUAUGUCUUUCUUCUCUGGAGUCUAUCAGAGCCCAUAUUGUUAUACAGACAUCCUCACAGUGGGCUGUGCUGUGGGGGUUGGAUGCUGUUUUGGAACCCCUCUUGGAGGUGUUUUGUUCAGCAUUGAAGUUACAUCAACCUAUUUUGCUGUGAGAAACUACUGGAGGGGUUACUUUGCUGCCACAUUCAGUGCUUUUAUUUUCAGAGUGCUGUCUGUGUUUAAUAAGGAUGCAGUCACCAUCACUGCUCUCUUCCGAACCAACUUCCGCAUGGAUUUUCCUUUCGACCUGCAGGAGCUCCCGGCGUUCGCCAUUAUUGGCAUUUCUUGUGGGUUCCUGGGAGCUUUCUUCGUUUACCUGAACCGCCAAGUUGUCCUGUUCAUGAGAAGACCUAACAUUCUCACACGAUUCCUUACAAAACACCGGCUGAUUUUCCCUGCUGUUGUGACCUUAGUCAUUACGACACUGACAUUCCCUCCAGGCUUUGGGCAGUUCAUGGCUGGAGAGCUGAUGCCCAGGGAGUGCAUCAACUCUCUGUUUGAUAACUUCACUUGGACUAAAAUAUGGGGUUCCUCCCUCCCUCCUGGUCUCGGUCGCUCUGCUGUGUGGUUUCACCCUGAUGUCAGCAUCUUUGUCAUUCUUAUUCUCUUCUUUAUCAUGAAGUUCUGGAUGUCUGCAGUUUCCACCACGAUGCCCAUCCCGUCUGGAGCUUUCAUGCCUGUCUUUGUAUUGGGUGCCGCAUUCGGUCGUUUAGUGGGUGAGAUCAUGGCUACUCUCUUUCCUCACGGUAUCCUGUUUGAUGGAAUACUGUACCGCAUCAUCCCUGGAGGGUACGCUGUCAUUGGUGCGGCGGCGCUGACAGGGGCCGUCACUCAUACUGUUUCCACGGCGGUGAUCUGCUUCGAGCUGACCGGUCAGAUCUCUCACAUCCUUCCCAUGAUGGUCGCCGUCAUCCUGGCCAACAUGGUAGCGCAGGGUCUGCAGCCAUCGCUGUACGACUCCAUCAUCCAGGUCAAGAAGCUGCCCUAUCUCCCCGAGCUGGGCUUCGGCCACAUAAGCCAGUAUAACAUCUUCGUGGAGGACAUCAUGGUGAGGAAAGUCAAGUUUUUAUCUUCCCACUCUACAUACAGAGAAGGACUGCAUUUGCUGGACUCGACCUCUUUAAAAACCUUCCCGCUGGUCGACUCAAAAGAAUCUAUGAUUCUAUUGGGCAGUAUUGAGAGGUCUGAGCUUCUCGCCCUCUGUGAUUGGUGGCUGUCAGCAGAGAGGCGGAUCCUAACACAAGGACAGAGCUCACAAGGUCAAGUGCCUUGUGCCAAAAUCAGCUGGGAAUCUUUUGCCUUUGUUGAUGAGGAGGAAGAGGAGAAUGAAGAUGAUAAGACGAUACCAGAUAAAGAGGAAAGAAACGGUCCUGUGCCUCCAUCCAAACCUUCAGAACCAUCCACCAAUCACACAUCUCCCGAUAAGGGUCCUUCCCAGUCUUUCGGGAGAAUUUUACGUAACUACUUUUCAUCCUCUUCAGAACGACACACAGAAGGUCAGCCACAGGAGCCUUAUCCUCCACCUUUAACUGACACAAUGACACCAGAACAGAUCAAAGCCUGGGAGGAGACAGAGAUGGACAAACCUCUGGAAAUCGAUCAGAUCAGAAUAGACCCCUCCCCCUUCCAGCUGGUGGAGAGAACGUCACUACAUAAGACUCAUACCUUGUUCUCUCUACUGGGCCUCAGUCAUGCCUAUGUAACCAAUACUGGAAAACUAGUGGGAGUUGUGGCACUGAAAGAGCUCCAAAAAGCCAUUGAGGGCUCCACGCGCAGUGGCGUGCGCUUGCGCCCCCCUUUGGCCAGUUUCCGUGACACAAUUCGUAAAGCUUCGAAGCCACCUCCGGCCUCCUCCCCUCCAUCCUCGCCCGGCUCCACCACAGCUCCUUCCUCGCCUCUCUCUGUACCCGUGGUCCCUCAUGCUCAUUCCCCCAGCCCAGCGGCCCCAGUGAAGGAGGAGAUGGAAGUGUGGAUUGAGGGCGUGAAGCGGGAAGUGAUUGUAGGGAACAACAGUAGCUCGACAACAGGAAGCAGUAGCGGGACAGGAAGUAGUGACAGUGAGAAAGGAAGUCCCGAUAGCAGCCCAAACCUGCCGCCCUCUUCUCCUCCACCCCCCAUCCCUCUCUCCACCCUGCAGCCCGUCCCGGAGAACAAGGAAGGUGAAGAAAAUGAGGACGAGGAGCCCCUUUAGAACAAGUAAAGUUUGUUUUUCUUUUUGAGGUGUGAUCAGUGUACUUUUUUCACAUUUA